AUGCAACGCAUUUCUAACGACAGGUCUGGACCGCAAACCCAGCUGGUACUGGGUACAGCGUCUCCAUCAUCGUCAUUAUCGCUGUUUAACAGUAGAUUUUCAAAGUCGUUUGUUGGACCCGCCAACAAGCCUACUCCAGUCUUCGCACUCAUCAAGAACAGACUAAGUAUGCAGAAGCAGAGAACACUAAGAAAGAUGGGGUUGCGCAAAGGUUCGGAACUACGGACGAAGUUCCAGGCCAGAGAGGCAACAAGCGAGGAUCAAGGUAAGCCUAUUAUCUCAGCUCCCUUCAUUGCACUCCAGCAGCAUCCAUUGUCAAACACCAAUGGUUCUGCAUAUGAGAAUCAGCAACCAUCGUCUCGACAACCAAUCCAGCACAGUAGGCUCGGCCAGCGGCAUGAGUCUUUGUGGUCUCACCCCGUUCACACUACCACCGGAACUCGCUAUAACGGCGAUGACAGUACAUCUUUGGAAUCAGAUUCGGAGAUACUGUGGCACUGUGGCACACACACGGAACCUCCAGAAAUCAAAGGUAUCUUGAGAGGUCAACCAAAGGUCGUCAGCACAAGGAGCAUACCGGAUAGUUUCCAAGGUGGUAUGCGCCCAGUCGAUGUUGUUCGGGAUGACAGAAUCCAGCAGCUCUGCGAAAACCCCUGUCUGGACAGAGAGGAGAGAGAGGACAUGGAGAAAGCCAUCAUGAAUCUGGAACUUGAUAUCGAGCAGGCAACAAUCGCCGCAAACAUGUACUUCCAUCAAGCUCAUGCUUGGGAGGAUCAGAGUCCCAUUCCCAAUGACCUUGAUUCGUUACCCCAGAUGCUUCAAGGACUUUACACGGUCAUGAUUUGGAUGCAGCAGCGCAUUCAAGUCUACGAGACUAUGCGCCCUGAGCUUCGGUCGCGUUACGAUGUUGAAAUGGGAUUGACCGGCUAG
Fusarium poae is the source of this 930-nucleotide messenger RNA. RefSeq lists its product as uncharacterized. NCBI's taxonomy places the organism in Eukaryota, Fungi, Ascomycota, Sordariomycetes, Hypocreales, Nectriaceae. The transcript has a single exon. The coding region runs from base 1 to 930 and encodes 309 amino acids. The record is from RefSeq and is a predicted model, not a curated record.